AUGCCUCUCACCGUUCUAACCGAUGCGAAUGUCAAAGAUAUUCUGCAAAGCUUGGAUAGGGAGGAAUUGCUUGAUUUGCAAUCUUCAAUGCGAGAAGCUCUUCAUGAGUAUGCAACGGGUACCACGUCUUCGGGUGCUUCUGCUGCCAAUCAGCCAAAUCGGACUGUCAUCGAGUCGAGCAAUGGAACUACAACGCUGUUCAUGCCCUCCACGAGUUCUUCAGGCAUUGGGAUGAAAGUUGUCACGCUUGCAGCGCCACCAGCAUCACCAGAGAAAGAUGCCGAGAUUGACAGCGAAGCUACCACCCCUCAAGGAGCCCUCACCUUGAUGGACGCUUCCGGAAGACCAUUUGGUUUCCUCAAUGCCGAAGAAGUCACUGCUUUCCGAACAGCACUUGCAUCCUCCCUCCUCAUAAACCGAAGAACGAAAGUCAAGACCUUGACCGUGUUUGGAACUGGCAAGCAAGCAUACUGGCACGUCCGCCUUGCCCUCCUCCUUCGCGGCCCCACCAUCAAGAAAGUCCACUUCCUAAAUCGCGACUUCAACCACCGAGCAGCAAUGUGCAUGAAAUCUUUCGUAGGCUACGAUCCCGCAAAGAAGAGGGCAGAAGGAUGGUUCGACACAACUUUCGACCUCACAUCCCUGAAAUACGGCGAGAUAGGCCGCAUACUGAAAGACCACGUUCGAGCCGCGGAUGUCAUAAUCUGCACGACGCCCAGUUCCGAGCCGCUGUUCGACCACACGAUCCUCACGAAUACCGAGGGCAGACGGAGAGCCAGGCUCAUCAUCGCUAUUGGGAGUUACAAGCCUCAUAUGAUUGAGGUUCCUCCCGAGGUCCUGACGCAGGCUAUUAAGGUCCAUGGACCAGGUUUUCAUUUCCACAAGCACGCCGAAGAAGGUGGCGUGAUUGUCGUCGACACACUGGCGUGCAUCAAAGAGGCAGGAGAACUCGUGCAAGCCAGUGUGCCCCCAGACCGCACCGUCGAGUUAGGUGAGCUGGUGAUGCUGGAGCAAAUGCAUAUGCCUCAAGAAGACGACUCCGCUAUCGACGACAGCCCGGAGGAUUCGACGAAUGAGAAUGUAUCUCCCGUGUCUCCAGAUAGUUCUCGCAGUCUGGCGAGAGCAUUCAGGGAACAUAGCAUUGAUGGCGGUCCUAAGUCUGCUAGUGUGUCGAGGAAAUCAUCCUUCUCGCGCAAGGGAUCCUUCUCGCUACAUUCGAGAAGUGGCAGCAUGUCAUCUUUGAGAAGGAAAAAGAUACAGACAGAGAAAGAAGACCAGAUGAGUAGGUGGCUGAGUGGAGGUAACGUGAUCUACAAAUCUGUAGGCAUGGGAUUGAUGGAUCUGGUCGUUGGAAGCGAUGUCAUAAAGCUCGCUAGGGAAAAGAAUAUUGGUGUCACUGUGGACGAGUUCUAG
This is a messenger RNA of Mollisia scopiformis, 1413 nucleotides long. Its product is annotated as NAD(P)-binding protein. Gene Ontology annotation, cellular component: cytoplasm. The transcript has 2 exons. The record is from RefSeq and is a predicted model, not a curated record. NCBI's taxonomy places the organism in Eukaryota, Fungi, Ascomycota, Leotiomycetes, Helotiales, Mollisiaceae. The coding region runs from base 1 to 1413 and encodes 470 amino acids.